Molecule: messenger RNA, 5142 nt
Organism: Bufo bufo (common toad)
Lineage: Eukaryota; Metazoa; Chordata; Amphibia; Anura; Bufonidae
Gene: HGF
Product: hepatocyte growth factor
Exons: 18
Coding region: 66-2198 (710 amino acids)
Biological process (GO): hepatocyte growth factor receptor signaling pathway; proteolysis; positive regulation of protein phosphorylation
Molecular function (GO): serine-type endopeptidase activity; signaling receptor binding
Source: RefSeq, a predicted model, not a curated record
ACAUCUCUUUACUGAAUGGUGCUCUGCAGUCAGUCAACAUCCCUGUGACAUCUGCCAGGAUCAACAUGUGGGCAGCAAAACUCCUACUUCUUUCUCUAGUCAUCUUCUGCACAGAGAGCAAGAUAAGAAAACGUAACAACCUGCAUGAUUAUACAAAGACUUCAGACAUCACUUUAAUAAGAAUCAACAAGGAGCUUAAGAUGAAAACAAAACUGUUCAACACCACAGAGAAUUGUGCCAAAAGAUGCAGUCGGAAUAAAGGGCUAGCCUUUACUUGCAAGGCGUUUGCUUUUGAUAAAAGCAUAAAGAGAUGCCACUGGUUCUCUUUCAAUAGCUUGUCAACAGGAAUAAAGAAGAAGCUAGAUCAUGCAUUUGAUCUUUUCGAAAAGAAAGAUUAUGUCCGUGAUUGUAUUAAUGGAAAAGGCAGUAAUUACAAGGGUUUAUGGAAUACAACAAGGAGUGGAUUGGCAUGCCAGUCAUGGAAUUCAAUGAUCCCUCAUGAACACAGCUUUUUGCAUUCGAGCUACCAAAGCAAAGACCUCAAUGAAAACUAUUGUCGAAAUCCUAAAGGAGAAGAAGGAGGGCCUUGGUGUUUUACUAAAAACCCAAAAGUUCGUCAUGAAGUAUGUAAUAUACCAUCAUGCUCAGCAGUGGAAUGUGUGACCUGUAAUGGUGAACACUACAGAGGACCAAUGGAUUACACAGAGUCAGGAAAAGAAUGUCAGCGAUGGGAUUUGCAAAGGCCACACAAGCACAAGUUUCGCCCAGAGCGAUAUCCUAACAAGGGUCUGAAUGAUAAUUACUGCCGCAACCCUGAUGGCAAGGCGAGACCAUGGUGUUACACGCUUGACCCUGACACCCCAUGGGAGUUUUGUGCAAUUAAACCCUGUGCACACAGUAUCAUCGACCCCACUAAUAUUACAGCGGAUUGUGUAAAGAGUCAAGGAGAAGGCUAUCGGGGAACAGUAAGAACAACAUACAAUGGCAUUGUGUGUCAGCGGUGGAACUCCCAGUUUCCACAUCAGCAUAAUUUUACUCCAGAAAACUAUAAAUGCAAGGAUCUGAGUGAAAAUUACUGCAGAAAUCCGGAUGGUUCAGAGUACCCUUGGUGUUUCACAACAGAUCCAAAUGUUCGUAUUGGUCACUGUUCCCAAAUACCAAAAUGUGAAGUCUCUAAUCAUCAAGAGUGCUACUAUGGCAAUGGCAUCACCUACAGAGGGACUGUAUCUAGUACUCGAUUCAGGCUUCCUUGUGCCAUGUGGGAGAAAAAUAUGGUUGACGUACGAAGACAUACCUUUCGGGAGCCAGAUGUUUCCAUACUUGAAAGAAAUUACUGCAGAAAUCCAGACAAUGAUGCUCAUGGACCCUGGUGUUAUACUGACAAUCCUCUAAUACCCUGGGAUUAUUGUCAGAUUUCUAGAUGUGAAGGAGACACAACUAGUACAUUGGCAAAUAUAGACAAUCCAGGGUCAUGUGCUUCUACCAAGACACUGAGAGUUGUAAAUGGAAGUCCAGCACAAGGCAAGAAUGGAUGGAUGGUCAGUCUAAGACAUAGGAAUGGACACAAAUGUGGAGGAUCUCUUGUAAAUGAGAAAUGGGUUCUUACAGCAAGUCAGUGUUUCCUCUCUGGAGAUGUGGACCUAAAAGAUUAUGAAGCAUGGGUUGGAAUCCACAAUAUCUAUAGCAGGACACAGAAACAUAAGCAAGUUUUCAAUAUUUCACAGCUAGUCCAUGGGCCUAAAGGAUCACAUCUUGUUCUUUUAAAACUUUCCAGAUCAGCAGAGGUUAAUGAAUAUGUUGCACAAAUCAAAUUGCCAAAUUAUGGAUGUACAAUUCCAGACAAAACAGUAUGUGCUGUAUAUGGAUGGGGACACACAGGAACAAACAAUUAUGACGGCCAGCUUCAUCAUGGAAAAAUGGUUAUUGUAGGAAAUGAAAAAUGUAACGAAUAUCACAAGGGGAGGAUUACAGUCAAUGAAUCUGAAAUUUGUGCUAUUAAUGAAACUGCCAACAUUGCACCCUGUGAGCGUGAUUAUGGUGGUCCCCUUGUCUGUGCGGAAAACAAGACAGAUAUGGUACAAGGCGUAAUUAUACCAGGACGUGGUUGUGCUUCCCAAAACAGACCAGUCAUCUUUGUCAGAGUGGCUUACUAUGCAAAAUGGAUACACAAGAUUAUCUUAACUUACAAAUCUCCAUAGAUUAUGAUACAAAUAAUUAUGAUUCUCUAAGCUUUACUUGAUAAUCAAGUUGUGCUUGUUGUUCUUUACCAUUAAUUUAUUGUCAUGUUCUAUUAAUGCUGAGAUGUUUGAUUGACGUGGUGACAAAUUUCCUGAGUAUACUUGAACAACUUUUUAUAUGUACAGUAGGAAGUAAAAUAGUUACACAUACUUUCAUGCUGCUCUGAUGGAUAGUUUUACUGAAUGGCCUAAUAUGUAAUACUAGGUGACAUUCCUUUAAUUAUUUUUACUCCAGUAGCAGACACAUUAUAUCCACUACAGUAGUAGAUUGUUCUAUACAACUCAAAAUGAUACUCCAGGUGGUCUACCCACCCUCAAAAUUACACUUACCUACAUGGCACAAUUCUGCAAACCCCAUCAUCUACUUGGAGUCUUCUGCUGCAGCCUGUUGGCAACCUUCGUUACUGAGUGGCAGUUAUAAUAGAUGGCAUUGACCUGAGAAAUAUGCACAGCUCACAACUAUCUCUAUUAAUUAUAUUUUAGGACUAAAGUUCAAUAAGAAAGAAUUAACAAUGACAUUGGGUUAUAUUCUUGAAAUAACCCACCCUUUCACACUCUCUCUCUCUCUCUAUAUAUAUAUAUAUAUAUAUAUAUAUAUAAUUUUUAUUGAUCAAUAUCAGAUCUGCGGGGGUCCGACACCUGGCACCUCCACUGGUGAGCUGGUUGAAGGAAAGGCCGCAGCCUUCCCUUCUUUGUUUACCUGCUCACCGUCGACAUUGAAGCAGUGAGCAAGUGUGAUUACUAGAAACCAUCCCAUUCACUUCAAUAGUACAGCUUGUUUGUAUACAAGUGCAUAUUUCACCUGUGUCGGCGGCGAGCAGCUGAACAAUGAAUGAAAGGUUAUAGUUAUAUAGUAAUACUUAUACUGUACGGUAAAUGCUCCACCCCAUUUAUGGCUUUUAGCAUGGUGGUUUAUGAUAAUUCCUAAAUUUAGUAACUGUAUGUUAAAAUCAAUGAUUUAUUUUCUCAAAAAUGCCAUGGCAUCUUGGAUUAAACGUAUCAAAUACCCCGGUGGGUAUACAUGCUAGUGAAUUUCCCUACCAGUCAGUUGAGCUGAGGGUUGGGAAAUAAUUUGAAAACUAGUGAAAUUUCUUCAAGAUUUCUAAACAGGUCCUUCUGAUUUUAAUCACUACUGGGCAAUUCAAACUUACUGUAUUUUUUGCCUUAUAAGACGCACUUUCCCCCCCCCAAAAGUGUGUGUGGGGGGGUAAUUGCAGUGUGUCUUAUAAAGCUAAUGGUGAAUUUUUAUAUGGCUGACACUGAUACAUGACUGACCUCUAUGCUGCAUAGCGCUGCCUGCGAUGUAUCAGUAAGCGGGGUGGUCGGAGGGGCUGGAGGCCGGCAACUGCUGUUGCACUCGCAGCGGGGGCCUGGUGCAGUCACAGUACUCCAUUACACCAUUCCCCGCUCACAGCAGUCUUUACAUUUAAAGUGUUUAUUCAAUCCUUAACCAGUGGCUCUGGUUUGUUAAACUAGCGUAAUCUUCUGUAGUAGUAAUCACUACUCACUAUCAAAGCGGUGGGCAGGCCGGCAGCGUAACCUCACUCACUCAUUUAUGCUCCUUCCACUUCAUGAAUGGAGCAGGAGGAGCAUGAAUGAGUGAGUGACGUUACGCUGCCGGCCUGCCCGUCACUUUGAUAGUGAGUACUACUACAGAAGAUUACGCUAGUUUAACAAACCAGAGCCACUGGUUGAGGAUUAAUCUAGUAGCAGAUGCAGAUAGAACAUUAUAUUUUAAAGAUAAGUUUCUUCAGAAGGUUUCAGCUAUAAAGAUAAAUCAAGAAAUAUAUUUUAUAAACCAUAGCAAAAUACAAACAGUAUAGUAAGUCAUGGAAAACCCUUUAACAAUUACAAUAAUUCCUGUGUGACAUAGUGUAUGUUUGUAUGGAGUCUUGCUGUAAGAUACCAAUAUUGUAUAUAAUGUGUCUUAAAGAAAAUCAACUAUGGUAUGCAUUGCUUUUCUUACAUUAUAUACUGUUUGCUGCUUUUCCACAAGAACAUAUUUAUAGAACAAAGUAUAAAACCAUUGUAAUUAAAAUAAACAUACAAUUUUACCCAAGAGCAUAACACUAAGACCACUGGAAUUUAGUAUACAAAUAAACUUCCAUACGUAAUCUGUCAACAUUUAUUCAUAUAAAAUACACAGUAGCAGAGUUAAACUAUAAUAACACUUUAAACAUACGUUGAAUAUUUUUUAACUAUUUUAUAUUAAAACUAAAUUUAGUUCAGUAAUUAACUUCUUGGCAGUAUUAUGUAUAUAGCCAAAAUAGCUAAAUAUUUAAUUUGACCUCUCCUGCUAUGCAAGAGAGUGUCAUCUAUUGGUAGAUAUCAUCUGUGUAGUUAUGAUAUAUGUAAAAAUGUACAUAAUCUUUAUAGAAAAAAAUGUAAUGUGAAUUUGCAAUUACAUGUAUUGGACAGCACCAUGUGUUCUACACAUUGUUUUGCUGCUAUCAUCAAAAUCUUGUCAGUACAUGAUACAAAUAAUCAAAGUAUCCAUGCAAAUUCCAUGGAAAUACAAAUGAGGACAUUGGUCACAAUUAUUAAACCUGGAUAUAACCUAUAGUUGUCUACAUUUAAUUCAAAUGUGAGCAUACAUAACUUCUUAUAUUGUAUGCUUAUUUGGUCAGGAAUCAGGAUGCUUGUAAAACCAUAUUUUGCUUCCGGUUGUCUUUUGUGUCACAUAUUCUCAUAUUUGAACAGUAGGAACAGAUUAAUUAAAAAGUAGUGACUAAAAGUGUCAUUAUAUUCCCGUGGAUGUUACAUGUUUGUACCAAUGGUACCAAUAUUUUAAAGUGUUAACAUUUUGCUAAUUCUUUUCUGUUUAGACUGUUGAAUACAUUUUUUUUUUACUUCAUUGGUAUUCCUGUGGCAAGAGUUUUUUUUUUAUCAUGUAAAUGGUGUAAAA